This is a messenger RNA of Macrosiphum euphorbiae (potato aphid), 1152 nucleotides long. Lineage: Eukaryota; Metazoa; Arthropoda; Insecta; Hemiptera; Aphididae. The record is from the annotation of a GenBank genome assembly.
AUGGAUGGAACCACCUACACGGCGUCGUGGGAUCAUAUUGUGGCCAUUUAUGAACAUGACAAAAAAAAUGAAGAGUACGGUCUACGGGCUCUUUUUAAAUUGAAUCACAACCACAUUCACAUUGAAAGAAGUAAAAUGAAGGUAUCAAAUGCUGCACAAGUUUUCAGUCAUAAAGUUGCUUCAGUAAUUAAACUCGUUGCUGAUAAUGCUCCCAAAGAAAGCUUGCUGGCAAAUCCUGUAGGUACUGCAAAGUUAUGUUUAUUUAUGUACCAAACAUUUGAUUCUGUCAAUGCAUCUUCAAUAAAUGCUGAAUAUGGGAAACCUCUAAGGAGUGCUGUUCGAAAUACAUCCCUUCAUAUGGCACAUUGGAAGUAUGCCAUCAAAGAAUUCGAGUCAAUGAAGUUCAUCAACAAAAGAACUGGUAAACUCACCGUACCUCCUUCUGUAAAAAACUGGAUAUUCACAUUAAAGUCUUUCAUACAUCUUUGGCUUCAAUUAAAAAAAUGUAACAUAAAAUAUUUCUUGCCAAGGCAAGUGAACCAGGAUCCAUUAGAAUGUUUAUUUGGAAGUGUACGUAGUCAUGGUGUUAGGAAUAUUAAUCCUAAUUGUUAUCAAUUUAUGUGUUGGUUUAAAACUUUACUAAUUAACAACUUUAUGUCUUUAAAAGUAUCUGGAAAUUGUGUGAUUGACAAUAGUGAAAGUGCUUUGUAUAAUCUUAAGAACUUUAUAGAAAGUGGAUCUUCUAGCCUUCUAAUAAUUGAAAAUGAUAAAGAUGUAAAUUUAAUUAAUAUAACCAUGAUUGACUUACCAACUACAGUAAAGUAUACAUAUCUUACUGAUAUGACAAUAGGUUAUAUAUCUGGAUAUUUGGCUCGUUCAGUACUAAAAGACACUCAUUUUUGUAGACUUUGUAAAAAUGAAUUGAUUAGUGAUGUUGAAAAUAAUGAUUUAAUACAAAUUAGGGAUUUCACCAAAAAAUCAUUACUUUAUCCUUCUGAUAAAUUUAAAAAUGUAAUAAAUCAAAUGUUUUAUAUUACAAAAAAUAUUUUACCUAAUUUUGGUCAAGCCAAUAUAGGCCGCAAUGUAUAUAAAAGUGAUAAUCUUAAAGAGUUAGCUCUUAUUUAUUGUUUAAAAUAUAAAAGAAGAAAUUAA